This is a messenger RNA of Drosophila virilis, 912 nucleotides long. Its product is annotated as seminal metalloprotease 1. Lineage: Eukaryota; Metazoa; Arthropoda; Insecta; Diptera; Drosophilidae. Gene Ontology annotation, biological process: proteolysis. The record is from RefSeq and is a predicted model, not a curated record. Gene Ontology annotation, molecular function: zinc ion binding; metalloendopeptidase activity.
CGCUCCCAGUCCACAGUAGUCCGUUAAACGAAGAACAUGAGACAGUCAUUAAUAGUCGGUUUUAUCCUUCUGCUGAUAAAUAAUGUUGUGGGAGCACCAGCAGCUCGCACGGAAGUCGAUCCAGAGCUGACAGCUGGUUAUAUCGAAGGUGACAUGGUGUUCAGCCCCGAGCAGAGAAAUGGACUACGCGAUGAGAACUAUCGCUGGCCAGAUCGCAUAGUUUAUUACUACAUCAACAACAAUAUUGAUCAGGAACAUCGCAAUCACAUACUUAUCAGCCUUCGUAAAAUCGAGCUAAGCUCCUGCCUAAUAUUUAAGGAGGCUUCGAAGGAUCAGAACUAUUAUGUUAACAUAACCUCGGAACCAGGCGGCUGCUUCACAGCUGUCGGCUUCCAAAACCGAGUUCAACAAAUGAAUUUGCAAGACUAUCCCUUGGAUACGGGCUGUUACCGCAUGGGCACAAUUAUGCACGAGAUGCUACACGCCCUGGGCCUUUAUCAUCAACAAAGCUCUUCAGAUCGUGAUGAUUAUGUUCGAAUAGUCUUGGAAAAUAUUCAGGAAGGCAAGGAGCACAACUUUCAGAAAUAUGACGAGAAUAGGGUUGAUAACUUUGACCAGACCUAUGACUACGGUAGCGUGCUGCACUACACACCCUAUGGCUUUUCCAAAAACGGUGAAAUGACCAUUGUGCCAUUGGAAGAGGGUGCCGAAAAGCGAAUGGGACAGCGACUGCAAAUGAGUGAAGCGGAUAUUAACAAAUUGAAUACUAUGUACAAGUGUCCGAUUAAUGUUUAAAAUGUUAGAAUAUGCAUUGUGGCUGAUAACCCAUCAAAGGUAAAUGAAAAAAAGGUUCCCUUAAAUAGGAGACGGCAUUUCCUCCUCUAUGAAAUAUUAAAAGCAAUACUUCAAAUA